GAUACCUGCUGAUAUUAUUGACUGUGACAUAUUGGAGGAUGCAUAUUGUAUUCUUAAGUUUCUCGAAAUCAAACAUAUACAAAACCGAGCACCUGUCAGAGAUUACCUUACGGAACUUGAUGAUGGAAGUAAUGAAUGCAAA
This is a messenger RNA of Racocetra persica, 142 nucleotides long. NCBI's taxonomy places the organism in Eukaryota, Fungi, Glomeromycota, Glomeromycetes, Diversisporales, Gigasporaceae. The record is from the annotation of a GenBank genome assembly.